CUCUUUCCCUCUCCUCUCAUACUAUACAAACUAACGACCUUAUUUUUGUCUGACUGUAUUGCUUGCAAUUUUUAUCCAACAUUUUAUUCUAUACGUGAAUAUUUGUUAUAUAGCAGAUAUUUUUUAGUUAUACACACACUCACUUUUUUCAUCUUCCCCUCCUCUCCUCUUAUCCUUUCAUCCCACUCCAACAUAUACCCCCCUUUUCAAUAUUUGUGUGGUUUAUUUUCUUCCCCGCCCUACUCUGUGUCUCCAACAUCAUAUAUUUCUCCCCACACACAUUAUAUUAUCUAAACACAUCAUGAGCUCUUCGAGUUAUUUCCAUAGAAGUCAGGAGCAUCCUCGCCGCGUUGACCCAUUUGUGCACUACGUGCCUCGCGAGCAAAAGAAAAAACCUGCGUCAGCAAAGCCAAAAAUAAAAGCAAAAGUUACAGCAGCAACAGCCGCCGCUUCAUCAUUAACAGUAGCAGCAGCAAUACCAAAAACAACAGCAACACUAUCUCGCGCGACUGCGCUAAAGAAACGCUUGAAUAUGGAUGAAUCUAACAUUGUUGCCAUUCCCCGCCACCCGCCGUUGCCGCACAACGUCUCGGGCAUGUUCCAGGGCGCCGAGCCGCCAUACACCUCUGCGCAAGCUAGCAAGAGCUCGACAAUAUCUCGCGACUCUUCGACAUCGGCGGCCCUUGAGACAUCAGCAAUUCCAACCCCGGCAAACGCACUACGAGGGGCACAGUUGUUUGCUUCAAACACCGAAUCACACUCCCGAAGCACUUACCGGCCUCGGGCCAGCACUGGUUUUUCGUUUAACCAGCCGACAGAUUACUCUGCUGCGCAACAUGUUCUCACCAAUAUGCCAUUGAUCUCCGCUCUGAGCCACACUCGUCGCCAGUCCAUUGACUCGUGCAUCUCAGACACCCGCAUCAGCAGCGGUGCUGAGCGCAAGUACACGUGUGACUGGCACGACUGCGGGCAAGCCUUUGACCGCGUCGAGCACCUCAACCGCCACAAGCGUCGCCAUACCGGUGAAAAGCCCUACCGCUGCCUCGUCUCAAAGUGCACCAAGCUCACGUCGGAAUCCACUGCAUCGAAGGGGCAAAGACCGAGCAGGUGCAACGGGCGCGGUCGUACGUCAUUGGGCCAUGGCCUUGCCGAGUGCUGCAUUCUUCCUACCAAGAACCCCGACUUUUCCAACCUUACGCUGCGCCCGCUCAUCAACGACAUGCUGCCGGACACCAACUCUGAGGAAACGCCCUUGUGGGAAACUGUUGGGCUCUCAAGCGCUGAUCCGUCAUUGUCGCAAGCCGCCAAGCGCUUCCGCCGCGACAGCGUUACACAUGCCGAAAGCAGUGUCAACAACUACCACAACACAUCGCCUUUGUCGGGCUCUUCCGAAGCGCUUUCUUCGCCCGAGGGAAAGCGCACCCGCCUUUCAGCCGCUAGCCCACUGUACACUGAUGAUGGUAUGGCUCGCACCACCAAUAUCAACGGCUACUAUUAUCCGCAGCAACAUCAGCAUCGUCACAAGCCCACUCACACUGUGUUCACAUCUUCGAUUCAGAGGCCCAGCUUAUCCAAUAGCACCACCAUUAUCACUCGGAAAACACUUACUUGUCAUCCUUGGUGUCUUUUGGACCUUUAA
Messenger RNA from Kickxella alabastrina, 1639 nucleotides. RefSeq lists its product as uncharacterized. The record is from RefSeq and is a predicted model, not a curated record. NCBI's taxonomy places the organism in Eukaryota, Fungi, Kickxellomycota, Kickxellomycetes, Kickxellales, Kickxellaceae. The coding region runs from base 302 to 1639 and encodes 445 amino acids. The transcript has 10 exons.